AUGGCAAGAGAAUGGAACCAACCUAGUUGUCCAUCAACCUACAAGUGGCUCCAGGAGACGGUGAAAAGGAAGCUGGAAGGGGCCCGAUCACCACUUAAUGGGGAGCAGCAGAAUGGGGCUUGCGAUGGGAGCUUCUCUCCAACAAGCAAGCGCAUCCGAAAGGAUCUUCCCACAGGCAUGGAAGCCAUCAACAAUUUGCCCAACAACAUGCCACUGCCUUCCGCUUCACCCUGUCACCAACUUGACCUCAAGCCUUCUUUGCCCUUGCAGAACAGCGCUGCUCACACUCCUGGGCUUCUGGAAGAUCUGGGUAAGAAUGGCAGGCUCCCUGAGAUUAAACUCCCUGUCAAUGGCUGCGGGGAUCUGGAGGAUAGCUUUGCUAUCUUGCAGAGCAAGGACCUCAAACAGGAGCCUCUUGAUGACCCUGCCUGUAUAGACACAUCAGAAACGUCACUUUCUAAUCAGAACAAGCUGUUCUCUGACAUUAACCUGAAUGACCAAGAGUGGCAGGAGCUAAUAGACGAACUGGCCAACACAGUUCCAGAAGACGACAUCCAGGACCUGUUCAAUGAAGACUUUGAAGAGAAGAAGGAUCCGGAAUUCUCACAGACAACCAUGGAGACCCCACUCUCCCACGAGAGUGCGAGCGUGAAGAGCGAUGCCUCUCAUUCUCCUUUUGCACACGUCUCUAUGGGAUCACCCCAGGCCAGACCUUCAUCUUCUGGUCCUCCCUUUGCUACUGUAUCCACAGCCACUAGUUUACCAUCCGUGGCCAAUACUCCCGUGGCUCCAAACCCUGCCAGCUCACCAGCUAACUGUGCUGUCCAGUCCCCCCAAACUCCAACGCAAGCCCAUACUCCAGGUCAAGCCCCAGCUCGGCCUGGCAAUGGCUAUCUCCUUAAUCCAAUCUCGGUGACGGUAUCUGGUUCAGGGUCAGGCUCAGUGGCAGUGCCCAGCUCUGACAUGUCCCCAGCAGAGCAGCUCAAACAGAUGGCUGCCCAGCAACAACAGAGGGCGAAACUCAUGCAGCAGAAACAGCAGCAGCAGCAGCAGCAGCAGCAGCAGCAGCAGCAGCAGCAGCCCCACUCAAAUCAGACUUCAAGUUGGUCUCCCUUAGGACCUCCGUCAAGUCCUUAUGGAGCAGCUUUUACUGCAGAAAAACCAAAUAGCCCAAUGAUGUACCCCCAAGCCUUUAACAACCAAAACACUAUAGUGCCUGCAAUGGCCAAUAGCCUGCAGAAGACGACCAUGAACAACUACCUCCCUUCAAAUCACAUGAAUAUGAUCAGUCAGCAGCCAAAUAACUUGGGUACAAACUCCUUAAACAAACAGCACAAUAUGCUCACUUAUGGCAACACUAAGCCUCUGACCCAUUUUAAUGCGGACUUGAGUCCGAGAAUGACACCCCCUAUGGCCAACCCUAACAAAAACCCCUUGAUGCCCUACAUUCAGCAGCAGCCUCCGCAGCCCCAGCCGCAGCCCCAGCCCCAGCCUCCCCAGCAGCAGCAGCCUCCACCACAGCUGCAAGCUCCCAGAGCGCACCUGAGUGAGGACCAGAAACGCAUGCUUCUCAUUAAGCAGAAAGGAGUGAUGAAUCCGCCCAUGGCCUAUGCUGCGCUUCCAGCCCACAGCCAGGAGCAGCAUGCAGUCGGUCUUCCCAGGACCACCGGCCCCAUGCAGAACUCUGUGCCCCCAGGGUCAAGCAGCAUGGUCUCAGGAGCCAGUCCUGGGGGUCUUGGCUUCCUCGGUGGGCAGCCACAGGCAGCCAUCAUGAAGCAGAUGCUAAUGGAUCAACGAGCCCAGCUAAUGGAGCAUCAGAAGCAACAGUUCCUUCGGGAGCAGAGGCAGCAGCAGCAGCAACAGCAGCAGAUCCUGGCUGAGCAGCAGUUACAGCAGUCUCAUCUGCCCCGCCAGCACCUCCAGCAACAGCGGACUCCAUACCCAGUACAGCAGGUCAAUCAGUUCCAAGGUUCACCCCAGGACAUAGCAGCUGUGAGAAACCAGGCAGCCCUCCAGAGCAUGCGAACGUCAAGGUUGAUGGCACAGAAUGCAGGCAUGAUGGGAAUGGGACCCUCUCAGAACCCGGGGACAAUGGCCACAGCAGCCGCCCAGUCAGAGAUAGGACUGUCGCCUUACAGUGCCCCUCCAACCAGCCAACCUGGAAUGUACAACAUGAGCACAGGAAUGACCCAAAUGCUGCAGCACCCGAACCAAAGUGGCAUGAGCAUCCCACACAACCAAGCCCAGGGACCCAGGCAGCCUGCCUCUGGCCAAGGGGUGGGCAUGGUGAGUGGCUUUGGACAGAGCAUGCUGGUGAACUCGGCUCUUUCCCAGCAGCACCAGCAGUUGAAAGGACCCGUGGGCCAGGCCUUGCCGAGGCCCCAAGGCCCACCAAGGCUUCAGAGCGUCAUGGGAACCGUCCAGCAAGGAGCACAAAGCUGGCAACAGAGAGGCUUGCAAGGAGUUCCAGGGAGGACUAGUGGAGAGCUGGGACCAUUCAACAAUGGUGCCAGCUAUCCACUUCAAGCUGGUCAGCCAAGACUGACAAAACAACACUUCCCACAGGGACUGAGCCAGUCAGUCAUGGAUGCUAACACUGGCACAGUGAGAACCCUCAAUCCAGCAGCUAUGGGCCGUCAGAUGAUGCCACCACUCGCAGGGCAGCAAGGUACCAGCCAGGUCAGGCCUUUGGUCAUGUCUGGUCUGAGCCAGGGUGUCCCUGGCAUGGCAGCAUUCAGCCAGCCCCCAGCACAGCAGCAAAUAGCAGGUGGCAGCUUUGCUGCAAGCAACCAGGGCCAGGCCUAUGAGCGGAACCCUGCUCAGGACAUGUCAUACAAUUAUAGCGGUGAGAGUACUGGGGCUUCAUUCCCUGGCCUCCCAGACAGUACAGACCUCGUGGACUCCAUCAUCAAAAGUGGCCCGGGGGAUGAGUGGAUGCAAGAGCUUGAUGAACUAUUUGGUAACCCCUAGUCAGGAGGGGGCCAAGAUCUGUAGUGGUGGCAGCCUCACAGGAAAGAAAGAAACAGGAUGGCUCCCCAUCCUUGUUUUUUGUUUUUUUGACCCACGUAAACUGAGAAAACGACAGCUGGCUGACAGUAGAAGGUACAGGUGUCAACCCCCAGCUCCGUGGGGCUUCAUUCCACCUGCCUUCCACAGAGCAAUCAAGUACAGAGGCCACACAGACACCUGCUUGGAGAGAAGCGAUAUGGAGAGCAGGUGGGUAAGUCGAGGCAGCAAGAGUUCCUCUGCUAAGCACCCCUGGGAUCUACUGGCCCAGAAGGAGUUGUUCCAGCCCAGAGGGACUAUGGCCCAAGAUGAGGUCCCCUUAGACCGUCCUGCCUCAGGUCCCGAGACCUCAGAGAUGGAACCUCAGCCAGAGAAAGCCCAGCAGAGGAUGCUGGGAGACACACAGGCCAUGUGCAUAGGUCACAAAUGCUCUGGAUGCUGGAUGGAAGGAGAUGUAUACUUCCAGACAUGUUCCUGGAUUUGGAGGUAGGCACGAAGAACAGUGAGCUUGCCUGAGCUGGCCCUAGGGAGACAAGCAAGGAUCCUGCAGGUUCACCUGUCUCCUGCCCAGCGAUGGUCCUCAGGAAUGGUAAGGUGUUGCUGCCAGCCCCCUUACCAGGAUAGCUAACAAUGCUUGAGAAGGGCCCAUCCAAUAGCCCUGAAGGUCAGCUUCUGCCAGUGGCCAUGGUGGCCAUUACUCUAGGUUGCACUGAGCUUCCCAGAGUCCUCAUCCAUUUGACACAUAUAGCUGGUUUUCGUCUGUUUAUGGCCAUAGCAUGGAAAGACCCCUGCUGAAUUCAGUGUCUGCCAGCCCAGCCCCUUCCUCCCUCACCACUGCCUCUAGUCCUCCUGGCCUGUAUGCCAGCCUUGCCUUUGCUUCUCCCUACACACUACCCAGGAGGUGAAGCACUGGGGCAAAGUCAAAGUCAGUGCAAGAGGAAUUUAGACACUGUCUGGCAUACAAAGGUCUCCACUGGAGCCAAGUGGGCUACACUGAUAAAAGCUGCAGGCUUUAUAAGAGUUACACCCAUACUUCUGCUAUCCCCAGGGAAGAAUGGUCUGAAGAUCCCAGCUCUUCAGAUGGGGCCAACAAUGACACUCCAGAAUCAGUCUUGCUUAUUUAUCAAUCCCAUCAUCAGAAAGGCAAAUAUCAAAUGCUGGAGAUGGAAAUGCUGAAAAUUCAUGACUCGAUCUUACCAAUUUGGAUGUUAAAGAGAGGGAGAUAUGUUCCUUGUCCUGAAAGCAGUCUACUUCAAAAGCUACACCGCAGUUCUCUUGGUAACUCACACAAAGUUGCCUGAAGUGUAAACGAAGAAGGAAUUAACAGUCUCCAUGGCCACAAGCCUUGUCUCUUGCUCUUUACCUCACCUCCCACAAUCCCAUCUUGGAGGUCAGGUGACUUUUAUCCAUGGUGUUUAUUGUCCUCCUAACCACCCAAAUGCACAAGCACACACGAACACACACGAACACACCCUACAAACUGGUUCAUUCUAUGUCUUCACAUACUUCUUACUCCAGAAACCCAAGCCUGUGGGAACUGCACCGGCCAUACCCAAGAAAGUCCACAGAAGGGAAAGUCCCGAAGCAGGGCACUCUGGAGCUAGCUGUUCUCCAUCUUUCCAGAGUUCCAGACCUGCUCUGACAGGAAGUAAAGCUGGAGGCACCAGGGUGAGGAGCUGUGCGCCUCUCCAAAGAGGUGGUGGCAGGGUGACUAUGAACUCCCAGAAUGGGGAGUUACUGCCACUAGGAAAACUGAGUGGAAACACGUGAAAACCAAAAAAUAAAAAAAAUAGUAAAGUGAGAAAACAGAAUACAAAUUUAUCACCUUUUCCUGCCAGGUUACAGGAAAAAAAAAAGUAUAUAAGCAAUGAGGAGGAACUGGAGGUGGAGAGAGUGGGCUCCAUUGUCCUUUAAAAGCCUCCUGAAAGUGCUCAGUCUAAGGACCAACUAAUAGAUGGUAGAUUUUAAUGAGGUCAUUUUGUUUUGUUUUUACUACGGUGCUGAUGUAUAUGUAAUGUCUAAAAAAAAGUUAUUUGUACAUAAGUUUUUACAAUGCUACAGAUAUCACUGGGUCUACUAUAUGUAAAAAGUAUACAUAUAAAUAUAUUAUAUAUAUAUAAUGUUUGUUUAAAAUAGAGUAUUUUUAUUUCCUCCCCAACUCAUCGUUGAAGAGGUGACAUACACUUCAGAUGACAUCUAAGUACUGGUUUAUACUGUAUGACCUGUGGCAACUUCCUCCAUUUAAUUCAGAGGUUUCUAGCUUUCUGUUUUUACUUUGUGCAGCAAGCAUUGCUCAUUUCCAUUAAGUAAUGUACAGAACUCUGAAAUGUAAGAGCGAAGCAAUGUUGACACACCACUUUUAAAGAAAAAACAAACAAUGGAAAUAACAUGUCACUCUCUGAAUCAAUCCAUGGCAUAGUUCACUUUAGGGUGCCCUUUCUGCUCCAGCAUUAGUUAAGCAGAUGUAUCAUUCCCGGGUUCUCAUGGACUAACUGCAGAUUCCUUUCUCGGAAUUAUUUAACAGUAGAAAUCAAUCACUCUCAAGCCUUCUUAAUUCAACCACACAGCAGAGACUUUCUGAGUUUACUAGAGCAUCCUAGUAAAGGGACGGGAGUGAAAGGGACGGGAGAUCUAACACGAAGAAGUCUAUUCAUAGAUCCAGGACCAGAACAAUUCAAAACUAGCUCAGUCAGAGCAUUCAGAAAAUAAUGGGGCCAGCAAGAUGGCUCAUCAGAUAAAGGCACUUGCCACCAAGCCUGAUGACUUGGGUUCAAUCCCUGGAACCCACAGAGUCGUAGGAGAGGAGCAACUCCCACAAGUUGUCCUUUGACCUGUAUAUGAGCUCCAUGGUUCAUGUGCACAUACACACAUACAAAUUAAUGUAUAAAAAUAUAAUGAAGAGAAAAUGGAUAGUAAAACUUGGAUGGAAAAAAUUUGGAAUGUAUUGGGGAGACACAAUUCAGUAGUCUUGCCCACUGUAAUGGGCAGUUUUGACACCUUCUCUUCCCUGUGCCCCUUGUUUCUGCUAGCCCACGAUACAUCUGUCAAAACAGGGUCUCUCCCAGCUUUUCCUGUAACUGCCCUGAGCUGAAAAUGCUUCAAGUUUAUACUCCUCUAACUCUAGCCAAUAACUCGCUGCUGCAGGAUAAUAAAAGGCCAGUAACUUGUCUGGACAAACUCUGAGGAUGAAUGGUGCCCCAGCUUGCUGCAGGAUCAGGCAGAGACUGGGGCCUGGCUUCCACUUGCCCCCUUGCUUGAUUUCUUCCUGUCCUCCGCCUGUUGCUCCACUCCUUUUUUUUUUCCUCCACCUUCUUCAAUCCCCUCAUUAAUAUAUCACAUACAUGAGAAUCCAUUUCUCCUCUUUGAGAAGACCUGCCCUUAAGAUAACCCCAUUAAUCUUAAAACACAGUAAAAUGUUUCAAAACUCUUGAGUUUAUCAGAAAAUAGACCACAAAGAAACAUCAUCAGUAGAAACAGUUCCAAAACAGGCGAGUUUUAAAUACAUAAGCCAAGAGAAAGAAUGAAUUUCACUGUGGAAGAAGAGGCUAGCCCUACCCACAGUGGGCUGUGCUUCCAGAUUGGCUGACAGUGCUAUGGAGAAAGUAGCCUCCACUGGGCUGGCCCCUGUUGUAUGAGCGCAGACUUUAGCAGAUAACGGGAUGGUAAAGGGGAAUUGUUUUGGUUGGAAGGAGAAUGAGAGAGAGAGUUGACAACAGGGUAAAAACAUGAAGCUCGAGAAGAACGAUGGCUCCUCACUUUCAAAUUUAUACUAAAAUCUGUUGGGCGCUGGAUGAGUGGAAUACCUUUCUUCUUAAAAAAAUAAAUAAAUCUAUAAUUUUAUUAAGAUAAAA
This is a messenger RNA of Cricetulus griseus (Chinese hamster), 6857 nucleotides long. The record is from RefSeq and is a predicted model, not a curated record. NCBI's taxonomy places the organism in Eukaryota, Metazoa, Chordata, Mammalia, Rodentia, Cricetidae.